Arachis stenosperma is the source of this 2202-nucleotide messenger RNA. RefSeq lists its product as uncharacterized. The coding region runs from base 1 to 2202 and encodes 733 amino acids. Gene Ontology annotation, molecular function: nucleic acid binding. The record is from RefSeq and is a predicted model, not a curated record. NCBI's taxonomy places the organism in Eukaryota, Viridiplantae, Streptophyta, Magnoliopsida, Fabales, Fabaceae. The transcript has 3 exons.
AUGGUUAAAAAACACAACGGUAAAUGGCGCAUGUGUGUUGAUUUCACCGAUCUCAACAAAGCAUGCCCCAAAAAUUCAUACCAUUUACCCUCUAUUGAUUGUUUAGUUGAUAAUGCCUCUGGUUUUGAAAAACUCAGCUUCAUGGAUGCCUAUUCUGGUUAUAACCAGAUCCAAAUGCACCCAUCCAACCAAAAUAAGACAGCCUUUAUUACUGAAUAUGGAAACUACUGUUAUAAAGUCAUGCCAUUUGGCCUUAAGAAUACAGGUGCGACAUAUCAGCGUCUGAUGGACAAAGUCUUCACCAAACAACUCGGCAGGAACAUCGAAGUCUACAUAGACGAUAUGGUCGCUAAAACAAAGAUUGGCAAUAACCACCUUGACGACCUCACAAAAAUCUUCGGACAGCUAAGAAAAUACAACAUGCGGCUAAAUCCCGAAAAGUGCGCAUUUGGGGUUCAAAGUGGUAAAUUCCUCGGCUUCAUACUCACUAGCCGAGGUAUUGAGGCUAAUCCUGAGAAAUGCCGAGCUAUUUUAGAGAUGACAAGCCCACAAACCAUCAAGGAAGUCCAGCGGUUAACAGGGAGACUUGCUGCACUUUCUCGAUUCUUACCUUGCCUAACUUCUAAAUCUUCCUGUUUUUUCCAAACUUUAAAAACAAAAAAAGCUUUCCAAUGGACUGAUGAAUGUGAACAAGCAUUUACAACUUUAAAAGAAACUCUUUCAAAACCACCAAUUUUACACACACCCCUACAAGGGGAGCCACUAUUCUUAUAUUUGUCUGUCACUAAUUGGGCUAUAAGCUCUGCUCUUGUUGCAGAAAGGGAGAAGAAACAGUUCCCAAUUUAUUUCACCAGCAAAACCUUACAGAACGCCGAGCUUCGUUACCCGAGCAUUGAGAAGCUGGCACUCGCGCUUGUCUUCUCAGCCAGAAGACUCCGACCAUACUUUCAGAGCCAUGAAAUCCAUGUUAGAACAGAUCAACCUUUGCGACAGGUGCUGCAGAAGCCUGAACUGGCUGGCCGACUAUUCAAAUGGUCGGUGGAACUAUCGGAAUUCGAUAUCAAGUACGAAGGCCGAGCAUCCAUCAAAUCACAGUUCUUGGCCGACUUUAUCGUCGAGUUCUCAAUACCAAAUAUAACUGAAAAUUACAUCGAAUGGUCUUUAUACGUCGACGGGUCCUCCAACCCACACGGGUGUGGCGCAGGUAUUAUACUUGAUGAUGGCCACGGCAACGUCAUCGAACAUUCCCUCAACUUCUCAUUUAAAGCGAGCAACAAUCAAAGUGAGUAUGAAGCAUUAAUUGCCGGCCUUAGACUCGCUGCCGACCUUAACAUCACCGAACUUAAGCACAUACCAAGGGAGAGCAAUGGCCGAGCUGACAUUCUGUCUAAGCUCGCUUGUACUCAACCAAAUAGGUCAUCGCUUUAUCAGUCAACACUACUCAAUCCAAGCAUUGAGCUAACACAUGUCUUAAGUAUAACACAGGAAGCAGAUUGGAGAUCCCCAUACAUACAGUAUCUCCAGACAGGGGUCUUGCCAGGCGACGUCGAAAAUACUCAUCAUUUCCGCCGACAAGCCUCCUUUUUUACAAUAUAUAAUAAUUUCCUAUAUCGACGGGGAUUCUCCCGUCCAUUACUAAAAUGUCUUUGCAGAAUAGAGGCCGAGCUUGCACUUACUGAGGCACAUGAAGGGAUCUGUGAUGAUGCAAAAGGCCUCUGGGCCAAGCUUAUCCCAGAGAUCAUAUGGGGAUACAAUACAACAAUUCACUCAACAACAAAGGAAACACCUUUCCGCUUGGUCUAUGGCUCAGACGCCAUGAUACCUGUGGAGAUCUCCCAAUCCUCACUACGCACAGAACUGGCCGAUCUAACUACACAAGACAUAGCUCGGCAAACCGAACUUGAUCUCAUUGAAGAACUCCGAUCAUCCGCAGCAAUCAAACAUUUAGCAAUGCAACAGCACAUUGCCCGUAGAUAUAACCAAAGACUUCAACCAAGAUCUUUCCAAAUCCACGACCUUGUACUCAGAAAAACAGAACAAGCUAGGAAACCACCAGCACAUGGCAAACUAGCAGCUAAUUGGGAAGGCCCUUACAGAGUCACAAAAGUAAUCGGCAAUGGAGCCUAUCGCCUACAAACAUUAGAGGGUAAAGAUCUCCCUAACACUUGGAAUGUAUCUUCCUUAAAGUUAUAUUAUAGCUAA